CCCUGUCACCGCCACAAUACCCACCGAUGACGCCCCUCUGUUUGUCCGCAGCUUAAACGCCGCCCGCCUUUCUUUAAGCAAGCAUCAUUAGUUCGGAGUGACCAAGUGUGCGCUGUCUUGCGCCAGGCACACUCAUUAUGCAUCCUUGAUAACAAAGGAUCGGAUACACAGCAUUCACUCAGUCACAAUGGAUGUGCCACUCUUUGACCAUCACCUCCCCCCACCCGCUUCUAAUAGUCGAACACCAUCCUGAAUCCUGCACUCGCUUAUCUAUCGAAUCCUCCGUCGACCGUGGACUUCACAGCACCGCAGAUCCAAUCGACCAUUUGCGUCAGAUAGAUACUAGUGCUACCUACGACAGUCGCUUCGUUCUUCUGCAGACACAGCUAUAACGCUUCCGAGUCUGGUGAUCUUGUACAUUCGUUAGCCUCCUUGCGACAACCCUGUCCUGACCAUCAUGCCCGUCCACAAGAAAGGCCGGCCCCAAGUUGCCAAGAAAUUCAAACAGCGCAUGAAAGCUGGCAUCGGCCUGCCAGUUGCUCCAAGUUCUCCCGCACAAGCGCGCCGGAAGAGUGCUUUGAGGAAGCGUGAUCGGGGUGAUCCCGGAGUCGCUGCGGGCACCACCAAACAUAACCCUGCGAAGACUCAGCCCCGGACAUGGCAGCCCGCAAAGGCGGGCAAGACAACCAUUCUUCCACCGUCUUCUGACCCUUUGGAAAAGAAUUGCUUUCGUCGGGUUCCGUGCCCCACGAACUAUACUUUCGUCCCGAAGGGAGAUGUCUACAUCACUCGGCACUGUCGCAGUAAAACGAAAGAAGCCCGGCAGGUUGUCUACGUCGUCUAUGACGACAAGGGCAAGUCCACCCUCGGCCUGCGGGUCCCGUGCGAUAUCCACGAAGCCGUCCGCAGCUCCGCCGCGAACACAGCCCAAACUCGGGCCCAUGCCGUUCAAGCUCGAGAUGAGCGGGACCUGUCCAAGGCCCGACAGAUCCUCCGCACCCAAUUCCCGCUUAUGCCGGAUAAUGUGCUGGAGACGAUUGUCAAUCAUGCCUUCUUGAAAGGCGCCGGCCGCGUCGGCCGCGCCACCACCGUACCUGACAAGCGGAAAGCCAUUCUAGCUACGGAAGCCCAUAUCCGGCACACCCAGACCCCGUACGACUCGCUUCUUCAUGCGGGUCUAGCGAGGGAAGAGGCGCGCGAGGCUGUUUUUGGGCUGGUGCGAGCAAUUCGGGCUGCAUGGGAGGGCGGCGAUCCGGAGACGCUGAAGAAGGUUCUUGCUAAGCGCAACCAAGCAAAGUGAUUUUUUUCAGUGUGCUUUUCCGUUCAGCAGAGCCAAAGUCUUUGGUUUCUUUUUGUGUCUGGCUACACGUGCUUUCAUUGGUUUGCGAUCGACUAUUUCAUACCUUAUAGCUUUGGACUUUGGGGUUUGCGACACCCCGCAUAGCUGAUACCUCUGGUUGCAUGAUGUCAUUUGGUGUUAUGGGAUUUAAGAUGAGGCGUUUUAUUUUAUGAGGGUACGCUGCCUAAUUGACUAGACUCCACUACAAGCA
Aspergillus saccharolyticus JOP 1030-1 is the source of this 1550-nucleotide messenger RNA. RefSeq names its product DUF2293 domain-containing protein. The transcript has 3 exons. Lineage: Eukaryota; Fungi; Ascomycota; Eurotiomycetes; Eurotiales; Aspergillaceae. The coding region runs from base 458 to 1300 and encodes 280 amino acids. The record is from RefSeq and is a predicted model, not a curated record.